Messenger RNA from Aspergillus fijiensis CBS 313.89, 3435 nucleotides. RefSeq lists its product as uncharacterized. Lineage: Eukaryota; Fungi; Ascomycota; Eurotiomycetes; Eurotiales; Aspergillaceae. The transcript has 3 exons. The coding region runs from base 477 to 2942 and encodes 821 amino acids. Gene Ontology annotation, molecular function: zinc ion binding. The record is from RefSeq and is a predicted model, not a curated record.
AAAGUCUUCAUUCACUGAGAGAGUGUUUAUUAUCUUCGGUUUGUCAAGCCGUCGUCGCUCUUUCACACAUUCAAAGCAUUUAUCGGUGGGCAGCUUUUUAUUGUUAUCAGUGCCUAUCCUAGCCUAGCCCGCAAUCUCCCGCCCGUGCUUGACCAAAGCUAGCGCAGAUCACAAAGCCAACACCAUCACAGCUCACAACUUCUCUACUCAUACUCAGCAUCUGUUUCAUGAACACUAAUUGUGUGCCUAGUCCAACGUUACCUGUAGUACCUACCAUCGUAUUCACUUCGCCCCUGAUCGGCAUUUAUCCUGCUUUACAACAUGAUUUACAAGACACUGUACUCGGUGCAUGAUUCCUUAAUCUAGCCUUCGGCCCAUUUCCCAUACCAAAGGACCAUUAUCCUACCAACUAGAUCCGACGAGUCGCAGAAAAACAUUUCUCCGGGUCUCUUUGAUCAACUUCUCCGAAUGCAACCAUGGCAUCUCGUCAUCCCUACGCAUCUAGCGUAUCGCAAGUCCUCCGGGAAUUAGAGGAGUUCCAGACCAUGGACUAUGAGAGCGCCUAUUAUGGCUUUGAUGGAGACCUCCUGCUGGCUGACUUGGAUCAGGCCGGUCGCUGGGGAACGUCCGCGAACAAUAAUGAGCCAAAUCACGACCCAUCCUCCGCAGAUCAAAGGCCUACGAAGAAACAAAGGACAGAUCGAUCGAUGCAUGAGGGGGCUAUCCCAGCAGUGCACACUCCGCACCGCAACACUGACCUAGACUCAAAUGCCGUGCAACAACAACAACAAAGAGCUUCAAAGGGUCUUCCUGUGCUCAUUGAUCUUACAGAAGAUGAUCACCCGCUAACCGAGAUCUUGGAGAUCUUCCCAGACAUUGAUCCCGAUUAUUUAAAGGGCUUGAUCGAUCGCCAUCUUGCGCUGGUGUCUCAAGCAAAGACAGAGAUUCUGCUCACUGCCACUGAUAAAGACUUAGCAAAAGGCGCUGUCAUCGAAGAAAUCCUUCAGAACCCUUCUUACCCCAAGAAGCAGAAGAGACUUAAGAGAACACUUGACGAGCGUGACUCAGUCUCCAAGAAGGAAGACGAUACCCAGAAGUGGCUAAAAGCUAUCCCUCAAAGAGGAAGUCCUCUGUACCUUGAGAUCACUGCUCGGUUGUUGGCGAUUGAAUUCCCUACUGUGCCCUGGCCAUAUAUCCAGAACCUUACCCUGCACAAAAGAGAGUUAUACGCUGCAUAUCUCAGUCUGUAUGCCCUGGAAGACCCUUCGGCCAAGUCAUCCAAGCCUUACACGAACGAACGGAAACGCAAUCCUCGCUCACAGACAAGCCUAUACAUGUCGUACCCGGAAACUCUACCGAUCAUGAAAGACAUUCAACGCGAACUCCAGGCGGCUGCAGAAGCUGCAAAGCAGAAUAAGGAGAUGAAUGCAGCGGUCCCCCGUAACAACUUCGAAGAUGUCGACGACAAGGAAGCCGAAGAGCGCAACAUUCAAACAGGAAACCUAGUGGAAUGCCAGUGCUGUUUCGAAGAGGUCCCCGCGAACAAAGCCUUGCCGUGUGAAGGACUUGAAGUUCAUUUCUUCUGCUAUACUUGCAUGAAGUCUUCGGCAGAGACACAGAUUGGGAUGAUGAGGUACAAGCUACAAUGUUUUGACGGAAGUGGAUGUCAGGCAAAGUUUGAUCGGUACGGGCUUGAGCGUGCCUUGGGAGCGAAGAUCAUGCAAAAGCUCGAUGCUCUGCAGCAGCAGGACGAGAUUGAGCAAGCUGGGCUGGAAGGCCUUGAGUCCUGUCCCUUCUGCGACUUCCAGGCGAUAUGUGCUCCCGCCGAUGAGGAUCGAGAGUUUCGAUGCAGGAACCCUGACUGCGAAGUGGUUAGCUGUCGUUUGUGUAAGGAGAAAAGUCAUCUCCCGAGCAGCUGCGACGAGGCUAGGAAAGACAAGCGACUCCCGUACCGCCAUCGCGUGGAGGAGGCUCUGAGUGAGGCACUCAUUCGGCCUUGUCCAACCUGCAAGGUCAAGAUUGUCAAGACUGAUGGCUGCAACAAGAUGACCUGCUCGAAAUGCGGGACUCAGAUGUGCUAUGUCUGCAACGUCAAACUCGGUGCCACCUACGAACACUUCAACCGACCGCCAAACCAUUGCCGCUUGUGGGAUCAGAAUGAAAGAUUCCCACUUGGAAGACAGGUUGAACAAGAAAUUGAGCAAGUCGAAGCAGAUGCUAUCGCCAAGAUCCUGGCAGAGAACCCUGAUGUCACCGAGGAAGAGAUCCGAGUGAAUCGUCCGGGACAGAAGCAGAAGGCUAGACCGCCCCGGCCAGGUCGACCACAAAAUCGGCAUGCAAGACCUCCUCAGCCAGAUCGCGCGCGUCAGCCUGUUCAACCUCAAGUUCGCCUCAAUAUUCAGGUCCCUCGGAUUCCACAGCCAAACCAGCCGCGUCAACCUAUGCAAGCGCCGCAGCACAUACAAGCGCCUCGGGUCAUACGGCAAGCUGAUCCUGCUAACGUCCCCUUCAGAGAACCUUACAACAACCACGUGCAAGCUCAGACAAAUCGAGAGCCACCCGACAGAAAUUACUAUGCCAACAGAAUACAAGAUAUUUACGCCGGUGGACUUCCUUGGAAUGCUCCUGGCAACAAUUACCCUCUUCCCAAUCCACAAAUAAAUCAGAUAAACCCUGGCGAAGCUGGCUUUCUACCGCAGGGCCACCCUCCCAACAACCCAGUGGUAAUGCCAAUUGAUCCUCCUCCUUACUACUCUUGGAACCAAGGCCAGGCUGUACCCAUGGCACCACGCUUUCCUCGGCAGAACGUCGUAAACAACCCUGCGCCUAAUCCGGUCGGGCCGGGACAAACCAUCCAAUAUCCACCCUACUACGUACCACCUGUCGUUUCUCAGAACGCUCGACGAGCAUCCGGCGGACUGGGAGGAUAUGCUCGCGACUAAUUCCAGUGCUGGAAGCUUUUCGCAGACAUUGAUCCUACCACUGUGAUUGUCCGUUGAAAUGCUACUUGCUGACCAUGUGGCGUUGACCAUGACAGCCUCCUAGCAUUCACGCAUUUUGGUCUUUUUGAAUAAAUUUAGGGCCUCUAUCCCCUGCCUUGAUUGGGUUGGUCUUGGAGAGAACAAGAGUCAAGAAUAUCAUCCCAUUUCGCUGACUCCAGCUGCCUUCUUUGCUUUUGCAUUUUUCUAUUAACCAUCCACGGUCGAGCAAGCGUUAAGGAGUUCAGGCGUCCCAUCUUCAUCAUCAUCAUUGUCAUCAUCGUCAUCGUCAUCGGUUGUCUCACGCAUCACCACCAAUCGGUUCUUUCUUGGCUUGGCAUAGCCUGGCAUAGCUUGACUUCUUGCGCAACAACUUUGCUUGUGCGAUCCCUCUGAGUUCUAAAUUCCCAUGGCAAGGAGACAGACAUGUAGGCAGACAGACAGGCAGAUAGAUGAA